Didymella exigua CBS 183.55 is the source of this 519-nucleotide messenger RNA. RefSeq lists its product as uncharacterized. The record is from RefSeq and is a predicted model, not a curated record. The transcript has 2 exons. Gene Ontology annotation, molecular function: zinc ion binding; protein binding. Bases 1 to 519 code for a protein of 172 amino acids. Lineage: Eukaryota; Fungi; Ascomycota; Dothideomycetes; Pleosporales; Didymellaceae.
AUGAUGCGUCGCUCUGACUCCAUUUCCAGCAUCAGCUCGAUGGGCUCUGACGCCGACGAGACGAUGCGCAUCUUCGUCAAGACUGUGUCUGGCGAUGCUACAAUUCCCCUUUCGAUACCCGCCAACACCUCCAUCUCGACCCUUCGCAGCAUCCUCGCACUGCGCACCAACCUGCCCGAGCCCGCAGAUCUGCGCCUCGUGUACGCCGGGAAGCACCUCUCCUCGGCAUCCACAACGCUCGGCGAGUACGCAAUCGCGCCGAAUGCAACGCUGCACAUGGCACUGCCCCUGCGCGGUGGCAUGCCGCCCAAGAAGAUCCGCUGCAGCCACAAGGAAUGCAAGGACGCGGCGCAGCGCAUCGUCGGCGACUGCGGGUUCUGCAACGGGCAUUUCUGCGGCAAGCACCGCCUCCUGGAGGAUCACAAGUGCGAGGGCCUCGAGGACUGCAAGAAGGAGAGCCACGAGCGGAACGCAAAUAAGCUGAACAGCGAGCGCACCAUGGCUAUCAAGGGCAUCUGA